Perkinsus marinus ATCC 50983 is the source of this 782-nucleotide messenger RNA. RefSeq lists its product as hypothetical. Gene Ontology annotation, molecular function: ADP binding; ATP binding; proton-transporting ATP synthase activity, rotational mechanism. The transcript has 7 exons. The record is from RefSeq and is a predicted model, not a curated record. Gene Ontology annotation, biological process: proton transmembrane transport; proton motive force-driven ATP synthesis. The annotation marks the transcript as partial. Lineage: Eukaryota; Perkinsozoa; Perkinsida; Perkinsidae.
AUGCUCUCUCGACUUCUCACUCGCGGGGCCUCUCUCCGAGCUACUACAGCCAGCCUCGGUCGCCUCUAUACCACAACUCGACUACUUCACACCACCGCUCCUCGAUUCGCUGCCAAGGUAUCCCCGGCAGAGGUCACUUCCAUUCUCGAGGAGCGUAUCGCUGGUUUCAAGGACCACAAGGACGUGGACGAGGUCGGCCUGGUCCUGUCAGUCGCUGAUGGCAUUGCUCGUAUCUACGGCCUUAACAACGUCCAAGCUGGUGAAAUGGUUGAGUUCUCCUGCGGUUUGAAGGGCAUGGCUUUGAACUUGGAAACCGACAAUGUUGGUGUUGUGGUAUUCGGUGAGGAUCGCAACAUCCUCGAGGGUGACAGCGUUAAGCGCACUAAGGCUAUUGUGGACGUCCCUGUCGGCAAGGAGCUCCUUGGCAGAGUUGUCGACGGUCUCGGUAACCCCAUCGAUGAUAUGGGUCCUAUCAAUGCCAAACUCCGUACUCGUGUCGAAGUGAAGGCCCCUGGCAUCAUCCCACGCCAAUCUGUGAGUGAGCCUAUGAGCACUGGUCUCAAGGCUGUGGACUCCCUAAUUCCCAUCGGCCGUGGGCAGCGUGAGCUUAUCAUUGGUGAUCGCCAAACCGGGAAGACUGCCAUCGCUGUUGAUACCAUCCUGAACCAGAAACAAGUGAAUGAGAACCCCGACCCUACCAAACAUCUGUACUGCGUGUAUGUCGCUAUCGGGCAGAAGCGCUCGACUGUGGCGCAAAUCGUCGAAAUCCUGAGGAAAUUCGG